This is a messenger RNA of Ornithodoros turicata, 6364 nucleotides long. RefSeq names its product gastrula zinc finger protein XlCGF57.1-like. The record is from RefSeq and is a predicted model, not a curated record. The transcript is spliced from 3 exons. NCBI's taxonomy places the organism in Eukaryota, Metazoa, Arthropoda, Arachnida, Ixodida, Argasidae. Bases 306 to 1973 code for a protein of 555 amino acids.
CAGACUGCACCAGAGGGCGCAACGCGCAGUUGUCAUGGCGAUCUGACGCGCUGAGCGUUGAAUUGGCAAUGUUUUUACUUUUGCCAUUUUUAAAACGGAAAUUUAAACAUAUUUCUGACCGCAUGUUCUUCUCAACAUACGGCGGAGUGACAAUGUUCAAGCGAGCUGCUUUUAUAGGCUGCCCUAGCCUAUAUCAAGCCAAAUGGGCAAGAAAAAGGCGACUGGUUGCUGAAGAAUGUUAAGAUCAGAACACGUCGUCUUCGAGUGGUGGUAAGCUUCGUUCUUCGUGGCAAAAGUAACAAAUCAUGGAUGACACGGUCAAUCACCACAUGCCUCUGUCUCCAACAGAAGAGUAUGGCACUGAUCAGGAAGAAACCUACCUCUGUCCACUCUGCCUCUAUUCAACAACAAAUGCUUCCAUCCUAUUGCGUCACAUUUUCAUACAUACUGGCGUGAAGCCAUACUGUUGUCUCGAAUGUGGUGAGCGAUUUGCACUUCCGGAGACCCUGAGCCAACACCUAUCCAAGCACCCUCGAAAGCUGCCACUACGUUGUGAACGCUGUGGAAACUCCUUUCGCUUUCGGCUCCAGCUCACUCGGCACGAAAUGCUCUCGUCUGUGGAGAGCUUGCACUACUGUUACUGCUGUGGCAAAGGCUUUCUGUCCAGUGCAGACAUCUUCCAGCAUGCACGGUCUAAACAUCCACGAUCUCGAAAACACGAGUGCGACAUCUGUGGCCGUUUCUUCCCGACCUUUGAAAGUAUUAGUAUUCACAGCGUGUUCCACUUGCGGCACAACAGUCCCGAUGGGACAACGGCAGAGUUCUUCCGCGCCAGGAGGCGUCAUUUCCACAAGGCUCCACGGCCACACCGCUGCCCUCACUGUGCUAAGCAUUUCCUCUACGUACAAUCAUGGAAGCGGCACCUUCGUAAGCACAAGUACGACCAAGCUCUUACAUGUCGUGUGUGCGAGAGGCCUUUCUCCAUGCUCUGCUCCCUGCUAGCGCACAUGAAAGACCACGAAGAGGAACUGCGGUCCAGUGCAGAAGAACCUCCGCAAUGCGUGCCAGUCGAACCGCCGCAUGAAUGCGAACUGUGCGGGAAGACCUACUCCACCAGCAACAGUCUGCGCGCCCACCGCAAGACACACAGUGCCGAUCGCCCCCACAAGUGCAGCGUGUGCCAAAAGCAGUUCCUGCGCUCGUACGACCUCAAGCGUCAUUUACGCAUCCACACUGGCGAACGACCCUUUGCGUGCGAUGUGUGUGGACAAGGCUUCUUCCAGAGCUCUGCCAUGCGCAAUCACCUACGUACCCACACGGGGGAGCGUCCCUUCUCCUGCGAUGUCUGUGGCAAAGACUUCACUCUUGCUUCGACCUUGCGAGGCCACAUGAAGAUCCACACAGGGGAGCGCCCACAUCGCUGCCCCCUCUGCGUUAAGACUUUCUCACGACCUUACGAGCUCAAGAGUCACAUGCGCAUACACACAGGUGAGCGACCGUUUGCUUGUGGGGUUUGUGGCCUGGGCUUCGCACAGGCAGCGACGUUACGCACACACAUAAAGAUCCACGAGCAGGGACCUGCUCCACCGUUGCUGACAUGCCGCCUCUGUGGGGAAAGUUUCACAGAAGUUGCAGGCCUUGAAGCACAUGCGAGGGCUCAUGACAACCAGCCGUCUGACAACGCGCCACAGCCAUUUCGCUGCAGCAUCUGCUCGAAGACUUUCACGCGACAGACACAUCUCCGCAACCACAUGAAGCUUCACUUGGGACCGCAACCCUUUCGUUGUGAGGUGUGCAGCCAGACAUUUGCGCAGUUCUCCAGCCUCAAGACACACCUGAAAGCCCACGUAGGGGAACCUUCAUACUCUUGUUCUGCUUGUGGGCAGCAUUUCCUCCAGUUUCCUGCACUGAAGUCACACAUGUUACUGCACUCCAAUGAAAAGCUGGCUAACUUGGUUGAUGGAGGCCUAUGAAGUGAAAUGUCUUUGGUAUAUAGUGAGAGUCAUCUUGAUAUAAUUUAAACACUGAUGUGUCGCAUUAGUGUAUUGCAGCGUUGAAAAAAUAUAGGCACCACUCUCAAACAUGCUUAAGAUGGCUGUGCCUCACAUGGUGUUGUGUACUCUGUUCAAACCAGAUCCCCCCUUCCCUGAGAUAUUUAUAUCAAACUCGUGUUUUGUUUGAGUUGAUGAAGAUUGUACAGUUAUUUUGCAUAACACAAGCAAGUGAUGUUUUAUUUUGUCCAUAAAAUACAUUUUAUUGUACUGUAUUGUACUGUAAGUGGUAGUGUUCACCAGCAGUAGUGGAGCCAUCCUUCCAUAUGUCAUUUAAAGGAAGGAUAUACAUAACAACACAAACUAUGACACAAGACUGCUUAUGGGAAUGUCAUUACUAUUUCUUUCAAGAAGCCCUGCACAUCCCAAAUUGUUUCACAAUUUAUUUUCUCGCGACGACCUCAUAAUGCUAAAUGCCCGAGCGCUCCGAGACAAGUCAGUGUUUUUUUAUGGCAGCGUGCAUAGUGCCUACAUAUGCGAAGUCAUAGCGUGGAAGUUGCCUCCAUUUCACAAACCAACAUUUUUGACAUUUUUAUGUCAGUAUUACUCAGGGUACUGUAUUCAAGGUCCUCUAAAUCCUAUUGUAAUUUCACUACCCAAAAGUGUGAUGCUGUUGUGCAUGUCACAUUUAACUGGUUAGCAACAAGAAAAGAAAAGAGAAGUGGAAGUAUUAAGACAUAUGGGGAACUACUAUUUAGCACUGUACCAUCUGUGAAAAUGAUAAGACAUCGAGAAAGUGUUCCCAAGCAGCACAACAUCUUGGCCAAACCUGGCAAUUGGUCCAAUACUGGCAACACUGGCACAAUAUUGGGCCUCUAUUGUCAAUAUUGGACCAAGAUGAUGUGCUGCUUGGGGACAUUUUUGCUCAUUCCGAAAUCAAGCUGACAAACAUCAUGCAAAGGGGAAGUUCAGGCUGGGAGCUACAGAUAGCUUGAGCAGGCCCUUGAAAUAUGUGUGGCUCUUGAUCUUGAAACUUAUCCCUCUACUUUUGAUCACUGGGCUGCCAGAUUCUCCUUCUAUCAGUUAGUCAAACUGGAUGUUUUACACGUACCAUUAGCACUUGACAUGCACUUCUAGCCUCAAGGGUGGGUAGUUCAUGCUUAUACCUAUGUCGUUUCCUCAGUAUUAUGGUUGUUGGGCAUGUACAUGUGGUAGUCUUGCAAAAAUUAUAUAGCAGUAUGUUUUGUGAGUAUUGUCCACGUGCUUAAUUGUUGUGUUAGUGUUCGCCAAAGUUAUGGCAUAAAGGUUAUGACGACCGACCAAAGAUACCAUUCUACCUCAUGAAAGUUCCAAUGAAUGUGUCCAUUUUGAUGUAUAUUAGAGAUUCCCCGUAGUGCCAAACUUGGGUUUCUUUUGUAAGUCCUUUACAGGUAUUACUGGACACUUCCAUUAUGUGUGCAAGUGAUAAUGUAGUAGCACAUAUUGUAAAAAUGGCAAAGCUUUAGUAAAGGCACCAAAGUCCUCAGUUCAUGCACUAGUCCAUUCUGUAUCUUCAUUCAAUGUUUUGUUCAACAGCUAACCAGUGGCAGCUCACACCUACAGCCUGCUGCACCCCUGACAAAUUUCCAGUUAUCAAUCCCUUUGUAUAUUAUGCAGUUUGUUCAUUGCACAUUGCUUUGGAAGAAACUGUUAUUUUUUACGCUUAUGUCAUUCCAGUUAGUGUACUGUACGAAUAACUGUUAAAAGGAACGCACCACCACGUCCACGCCACAAAUUUUUUUACAAACUGCAAGCUCUUUCGUCGAUAAUGCAUGAGCCAGCACUGGAUCUGUUCAACAAGAAUAGACAUUAUCACUUAAAGAUAAUUCCAGUUUCUAUGUACCAUCAGGGACUGUGCCAUACUGGGAAUAGGCACACCAUAAAUAAGAAUGAAUUAAUGAAUGAAAAUGAGUAGCGUAUGACUUCCAUGGGCACUGUUCUGUGUUGCAACCUCUCUGUGCAUUUCAAGCUGUUACUUUAGAGCCAGGCAACCAAAGUAUACUUUGCGAAUAUAAACUACGACUUCUGUGUCACAAGCAGAACUGUAGAAGGAAGGAGAAACAUAUCGAUAAGAGUAACAGGUGUGCAAACUGAGAAACUAAUCACUAUCAGUAUCCAGAGAGAAUUAUAGGAAUGGCAAAACUACCUCGAGGAUCACUGAACAAACUGCCAUUGUACACAAGAAAUGAGUUUGGUGUGUUUUUGGUAUGUCGAUACUGCAAGUGGCACAGACUCUUUGAACACAAAAUAAGUUGUUUUUAGGUGUCAAAGCCAUGUCUGUCGAGCAAAGUAGUCUGUGUGUUUCUUUUUUCUUUUUUUUUCAUUGUGCUCGUGCUGUCCAUUAUCACUCUCUCAGGGUAUUGAGUCAGAAAUGACAGGAAAAAAACGGGUUUACUAGUCAUAGCGGACGCUCUACUCAUCCACAAGUUCCUAAAUAUACAUGUGCUCAUAGUGUGUGUCUUAGGCAUGGGCCCUUUACUUGUUCUUGGAGUAGAUUCUAUUUUUGAGAUGUGUAGCAAAUGUGCCCAUGUAACACAUCAUAUUUGGCACAAAUAUACUGUAUGUGUCAUCUCAUUUGUACGAUACCUGGAGUUUUAUCCACCAAUCCAACUAGUCUGUCCGAAUGCUUGACAACAUGCUCACAAAGUGCUUGUUUUGCAAGCCAAUGCGCAGUGAUGUCUGCGGAGGUAAUUUGUAAUACUACUUCUGCUUUCUUUUUCCUUUUCUUUUUUUUUUUUAGAUAUACGGGUGAAGUAACGUUGUGUUUAUAAUUUCUGAAAGAGGCAUAUUGGAAAGUUGUGAUCAUUGUAUCUUCUUAAUACAUCAAAACAGUCGGUGUUGUCACAAAAACUGUGAUUGAAGAUGAUGUUUCACAACACUACACAUACUGACACAGUAUUACUGAGCAUUCAUCUGCUAGACUGAACUUUCAAAUUAACUACAUUUAUUGCUGUCAGUUUUACGUUGUUCAUAGUAGGAUUUUAAGUAGGAGUGAGCACGGAUUGAAUAUUUUAGGCAUUUAACUGAGCAGCACUUUGAUAAACUGAUUCACCAAUGAAUGGGAUGUGAGCCUUUAUGCAAAUGCAAAAUUAGUCAACACCCUCAAUUACAAAAAUUAUUUUUCAUAUAUAAAGUAAAAUAAAUGAGGUCAGCAAAAUGGCCUGGUAUAUUUCCCAUGUACAAUUUGGAACAUGUUUUCCUCUUUACACCAAUUAUGAUAAAUGUACUCGAAAAUACAAAUUGCACAAAUCUUAGUCUUGAAAUACAAAACUAGGCAUUGAAAUAUGCUCUUUGUAGAGCAUAGCGAUAUGCUCUUUAAUAAACGUGCAAUAAAGAUCCAGCUAGGGAAGCUUUGGCGGGAAGCUUAAAACUAAGUGCUCAUAAUUUUAUUUUUGCCAUGUGAAAAAAAAAAAGAAGCUAGUCUUCUAGUAGCAGAAAACAUAUUGUAGGUUCUUUGGCUCUUGCAAUGGGAGUUAGCUACUCAGAUCACUUAAUUCGGACAACAAACAAACGAAAAAUUUAAAAAAAAUCAUUAUGUUAUAUGGCCGAGUAUAAUGAGUGACACGAAGCUAUCCUAUUCAUUACGCAGCAUGCUCCGUGUGACAACCACUGUCACGGUAUGCCUGAAAACUGAAUGUUUUGAACCCCUGCUGUUUCCAUGUUCACGACAUGGUUGUGUAUACCCUUUCACGCACAAGGUGAUUUCAAGAAGCCCUGGUCUCCUUCUUUAUGUGUUGCUUUUUUGGUGCUUAAUAUCAUGGAAGAGAACAGGAAAUUAUGUGUCAGUUUCACUCGUCUUUACGCUUCACACGCCGAGAAGGGCGAAAUUAUAAGGGAAUUGAAAGAACUCCCAAUACUUUCUUGCCGUUUCUGAUAGUGGAUUCCCACAGUUCCAAGUGGCACAGAGUUCUCGAACAUUUUCAUAUGUUUUCUAUUGCAACAAAUCCUUCUCCAGUAUUUUUUAACAAUGUGUGUCAUGUAAUGCAAUCGUGCAAUCUGCAAAAUUGCAGUUGGCUGAUAAAAGUUUUUUAUCAAUGAGUUUGAUUAACCAAUUGAUUACAUGUCCAGUAUGCCAUCAGAUGUUCAGUGUAAUAUAUACAUGUUCAGAUUAUAUUAAGACUACUACUUCAGUAUAAGCUCUGUUGUUACUUAAAAGGGUGUUUAAGUUACGUUAUACUUCGUUAGCGGGCACUGCGCUCCAAUGGGUACACGUACAGGUUGUAACGGUUUCAUGCUACGUUUCCGUGUGUGUAUGUGUAUAGCAUGUGCAUGCAAAGUAUGUAUAACAAUUAUGCCAUGUAAGCAUACAUCAAUAAAAACAUGGGCAUCAUGAA